GGAAACGAAAUCGAGGCACAGCUCACACUGUGAGUCGCUGCGGCGAUGCCUAGUGUGACUGUGUUUAAGGCCCUCAUUAGGGUAGUGCUACGACAGUGAUGCUACACCAGUGCGCCAACGACGAUGAGGAGCAUGCCCCGCUCCGAAUGUAGUUGGUAGCAGAUUCACAGUCGAUGGAGGGUGUCGAGAUAAAAGCUAGUCAUUAUGGAGGCGUGGGAAACCACCACAACUAACGGUUAGCAUCCAAGCGUCACAUGGGUCUGCCAAGAGUCAGCCAUUCUCCAAAGUGCCUCCCCAGCAACAGCGAUUGUAAGCAAUGCGGAAUCGUGUGUCAGAGGAAAAGGCCCCCGCCCCAAAAGCAGAGAACCAGCGAGGGACAACACAACGUAGAGCGCAGACGGCUGAGAGUACAAAGGGCCGCCAGUCGUCUCCACAGGCGUCACGAGCGGCGCAGAAGCCGUCAGCAGCAUCUUCUCGCCGUCAUCGAGACUUGAGCGACUCGGUCGCUCAGACGCAGAAGCAGGUGACACAGAUCCUAGAAGCGAUCACGUCAAUUGAAUCGGACGCAGUGGCUGUGGUGUGCAUUAUACAAGUGUUUAUUUAAUAAUGUGAUACUACUUGUUUUUCACUAAUUAGUGUAUUUGUAUUGUAGAAAAACUCGUUGUCACUGCUGCUGCGUGUGAUCCGAUCCGCGCCACAAAUUACAGCCGAGUGCAUCCACGAGCAGAAUGGCGAGCUGCGUCUGCUCGACACGAUCCAGACGCACUCGUCUCAUGCAGUACUUCUGUGUUAUGGGUGUGUUCUCAUGCGUAAGUUGUGCCAUCUCAGUGUCGAGUCCGUCGAGUUGUUUGUCCAGCAUGGGAUCAUCCCUACUGUGGCUCAGGCGCUGCUGAGCUUCCCCGAGGACGCCAUCCUGCAGGCGUCGGCAUGUGGAUGUCUUGCAGUGUUAACACAAACCAGUGGCGUCAGUAAGAACGAGAUGCUAGCCUUGAACGAUCCGAGCAUUCUGGGACUGAUGCUCGCGUCGCUCGAGACCCAUCGCGAGUACUCAAAUCUGACGCGUCAAGUCCAGAUUUAUGCGUGUGAAGGUGCGCUGCUAAACGGACGUAGCUACUUGUCUUCGUUUUGGUGACUCUGCGAUGUUGUUUGCCAGUUUUGACUGAAUUAUGUGACUACGGCGGGCCGUCAACGGUUGCCUCACUGAUCGCCCUUGAUUGCCAGCGAAAGAUCGAGUCCCCAAUUCAACUAGCGGUGUCACUGACUCGACAGAGCAUGGCUCGUGAAGAUAAGAAAGUGACGUGUUCGUUCUGCAGUCUUUUGUUGUGUCUUGCGUCAAAUAGUUCAGCUGCGGCCGCAAGUUUGCGUGAAGUUGGUGUCAUUGCUGAUAUAUCUGUCGUUAUGGCAAAGUAUCCCGUCGACGAAGGUAUUAUCCGAUUCUCCACCGCCGCACUGCGAGAGAUCGCGGAAACCAGUCUGAGUCACUCACCGUCCAAAAGUGUCCAUGAAAAGGCUCGCCUUAUUCUAGACGAGCAUUCGUCUCCGUUGAGUUCGACACCAGCGGCAGCAGCGAAGCGAGAGCGCUCCCCUGCGGCUGCAGCUCUGAGUAGUCGAACCCGCGACACCUCGCCACGAUCAACCAGCAGGAAAGGAGAGUCGGGGCAAAAGUCAACUGGUCGUCGUCGACCUAAGUCUCCUAGCAGCCGUCCCAACACUUCUUCGGGGAUACCAGUACCGAGCAGCGUGCGUUCGUUUGGGCAGAUGUCAAAUGCUCUUGGGGACGCGCCAGGUUCGUCUUUCUUCACGUCUCCAGUCAAACUUAAGGAUGAUACCCGAAGUUUGACGCCGAAAGCGUCACGAUUGCCUCCUCCACGUAGCCGAAACGAGCAUAUUCAGCGAGCAGGAGAGAUGAAGCGACGGAAAAACGGUAAUGAACAGCGUGAUCGACUGCUUAUGAAAACGUAUGGUCAUGCACCUUUAGGCUCCAAGACCCAGAGAUCAGGUGAUACUAUGGACAGGGGCUUCUCUCGGGACAGCUCGCUAAGGCGCUUUAGUCCGUUGAAGAACAACUAUUUUGGAUCAGAGGGCGUGACCUUCGUUAUUCCUCCGCCACUUUCAAGCAGCCAGUCGCUGGAGCAACCGAUCGUGUCCAAGACACCGACUCGUCCGCAUUCAGCGCGUCUUACUCCAUUAGUGAACGAGCGCGUUAAAAUAUCCCCUGCAAGUUCAGUAGAGUGGGGGAGCGGAGACGAUGAGUGGCAUAUGGAAUCUAGCAUGAGCACGGGCAAUCUGCGCCCACAGACUGCUGUAGUAGUGACUAAACUGACGGAUCCUACCAGGCAGCAAGGGCGCAGCAUACAAGACCCAGGAAAGAAAAAAUCAGAAUGGGGUUCGCCGCCGACAUCGAAGAGUGCACGCAGAUCCCCACGUAGUCGAAGGAAAGGCUCGUCUAGCUCUACUUCUAUUGUCAUUGAAGAUGAUUCGAAAAUUCAAGAACGAACCAUUGAAGCUCCCAUUGCAAUUGUGCCGCCUGCAAGAACAAAUAGCUCGUCCGACCUGACAGAUAUGGAUCAAUCGAUGGCCGAACUGCGCGAGUUUGCGCAACAGCUACUCAAAGAAGAAGCACGGAUAUCGUCAUUACUGGCACAAACUGGAUCCAAAUCUCCGGGGCUCAAUCGCAUGAGUUUCUCCGACAAACUUCACAAAAUGAUUCAAAUCGCCGAAUCCUCCAUGUAUGAGCGGAGUCUUGCCAUGAUCUCGCAUGUUGCACGUGAUGCUACUGGACGGACACCACUUGGAUCUGCAGAAAUGACUCCUAACGCUCGUGCCGAGAGAUCGACUGCUGCAAGUGACGUGAUCAAGACGCCAAAUCCUCGGAAUGGACCACAAGCUGCUGUGUCCAAGUCUGAUGCUCCAAAACUGCCGUCCUCUGGAUACAAGAAAUCGCGUGCAUCAGGCGUUGGGCAAAAGAAAGAGAAGAAAGCACCGGCUACAGUUGCUGUGGUGUCCCCAAGUGGAGAGCGAAAGCUUCUUUCAAAGCUGGACCCAACUAUGCGUUCUCCUUCUAUUCCGUUCUUGAAGCCACUUCAUGUUGGCCCCGAGAAAGCACCAGCGAAGACUUUGAGCGAACAAGAGGGGGAUAUAAGUAAAGAGAAGUUCGUCUUGUCGGAUAUGGAGGACUCACCUUAUAAGAAAAAGGAAGAGCCUGACACCUUUCAAGAAGAAUCUAUACAAGAAGAGAUCUCAAUCGGGGUGUUGCCAUCCGAAAUGCUCGGGCAUGUGGAGGAAAAAGAGAAUGAAGUCAUUCCCGAAAACAUCCAUGUGAUACACGAUGAGCCAAGACAUCACAAUUUUGAUGAUACUACAUCGAUACCGACGGAUGAAACCCCAAUCAUAGAGGAGAUUGGCUUUGCGUCACCAUUGAAGGGCUAUAGCGCCUUGCCCCUAGAAGAUACAUAUGAAGAAGAUCACACAGCGUUUGAACCAAAAGACUGGAAGAGUGAGCAUGAUGAGAUUGAUCCAGCACAACCACGAAUUCCCAGUGAAGAUAAACUAUAUUACGCUCCAGUGAACGAGAAAUACGCUAAAGAGGAAGAUACCGAUGGGUUUGAGUUUGUUGAGCUGUCAAACCAGAGUCAAGAGGACCCGAAGAUAUUGAUGGACUGGAUGCGUGGUCGUGAUGUCUGCCAACUGAUAGCAGCUCGUGCGAUUUCGGCUGCUCUGGUUGAAGUCGAAGCAAUGGGAGAACUGUGCACUGUGCUACCCGGAGAUGAUACUGCUGGUCGUAAACCCGAUCAAUAUGCCGAUAAAGUGGCGCCAUCAUCCCCAGAGAUUCCCUCUGCUGACAACAAUGAUGAGGAUAGUGAUGAAUGUGAAGAGCACUUGACCGUAGCCAUGUCUAAUGCUGUAGCUCUCUCCGUCAAAGCCAUGUUGGCUGAGACAAUCGGUAAGGUUUCACUUCGAUUAGAUUCGCAAAUGGAUCCAGAAAAUACGCUCGCCGCGAAAUUGAACGAGAUAGUAAAAGCCGAUGACAAGACCGUGGAUGAGUUUGGCAGCAUACGCGAGAAUGAGUUAGUAAACCCAGUAAAUAGCCUGUUCGAGAACAAGGCAGGUGACGAAGGAUCUAUUGCCAAAAGAGUAACCACGACCGAGUCGAAAAAGCCAGAGGAGCCAACAGAAGGCAAAGCCGCGGUUGCGGAAGUUGAGAAGGACGCUGUCGCCGCGGAAGUGCAGGACGCGGUGGAACAGGCUGUUCAAGCCGUGUCCGAUGCUGCGUCGGAGACCACCGCGGAAGCAGUACCGACGGGCGAGACGGCGGAACCCGCGACAAUCGAGCUCGGAAUGACAGUACCCGAGACGGCGGAACCCGCGACAAUCGAGCUCGAAAUGACAGUACCCGAGCCGAUGGAGCCCGAGACGAUGGAGCCCCAAACAAUUGAGCGAGCGCCGGCCGAGUCAGAGACGAUUGAGCCCGCGACGGCGGACGCAGCUGAUGCCGCCGACGUGAUAGAGGUCGCUGCUGUUGCCGAGGCCCUGGUGUGUGCGGUGGAGUGUGCAGCGCUCGCUGCAGUGGCGAAGGAGACGGUGACUGCCGUCGAGGAGGAAUCGGCGGUGGCGGAAGUUGAGAAGGCCACUGUCGCCGCGGAAGUGCAGGACGCGGUGGAACAGGCUGUUCAGGCCGUGUCCGAUGCUGCGUCGGAGACCACCGCGGAAGCAGUACCGACGGGCGAGACGGCGGAACCCACGACAAUCGAGCUCGAAAUGACAGUACCCGAGACGGCGGAACCCGCGACAAUCGAGCUCGAAAUGACAACGAUGGAGCCCGAGCCAAUUGAGCCAGCGCCGGCCGAGUCAGAGACGAUUGAGCCCGCGACGGCGGACGCAGCUGAUGCCGCCGACGUGAUAGAGGUCGCUGCUGUUGCUCUGGUGUGUGCGGUGGAGUGUGCACCCCGUGAUGGUUUGGUAAAAGAAACGGCCCUCGCUGUGGUGGAUGAAACUGUGGAGGACGUGCCGGUCGAGACCAAGGUGUUUGAUACAUCGUUGAUGUCGACAAAACGCGAAGCUGCGGUUGAUGAGGUUGAGAAGGAUAAUACCUUCGAUGAUGUUCAAGAGGUGGUGGAACAGGCCGUAUCCGAAGCUGCUUCGGUGAUGGCCGCGGAAGUAGCACCGACGACCAUGAUUACCAUGAUGACAGCGACGACUGAGAUGACACACCUGACUGAGUCGACGGAUGCAACCGAUUUUAUCGUUGAAACAAGACCUCUAGUUGAUGACCAAUUCAUCAGGGCGUCAAAGGAACAUACGAUGGACAAGGUGUUGCCACUCGAGGAGCCUUCACCCGAAAACCCCGAUGAUGUUGAUCUGGAGACUGAGGUUGCAGCGACUGCACAGGACUUGGUGAAAGCGGUUGAAGUGCAAGCGACUCCCUCGUACGUGGUUUCUGCUGCUGCUGUAACGAGUGCCGUCAUCGGUACGCUGCUCGGACUGAUCGACACGGUCGAGCUUGAGCUUGAAGGACCGGACGAUUGGGACACAGCGGCGGUAAUCCACACAGCACCGGAAGAAUCAGACAGCAGCGUCCUGCCACUCGCGCGUGACGUCGCCACGUCCUCAACUUAUCGCAAAACUAAAGACGUGCGACCCGAAUCUAGUGACGACGCAGUCCGAGAUGCCGACUUUGUCGAGCUCGUCCGACUGCCCGAGCCAAGUCCCGCUGAAUUAUCCGCUGCAGCCGUCGGCGUGGCCGUCGUGGGAGCUCUUUUGGACACCGUGGACGCAGUGGAUAUCGAUCCGUGAAGCAGGAAUAGAAAAUAAUUAUACUGUAAAUAGAUGGACAUUGGCAAGAUGUGUAGCAUUGGU
Molecule: messenger RNA, 5856 nt
Organism: Phytophthora nicotianae INRA-310
Lineage: Eukaryota; Oomycota; Peronosporomycetes; Peronosporales; Peronosporaceae
Exons: 4
Coding region: 1273-5793 (1506 amino acids)
Source: RefSeq, a predicted model, not a curated record